Molecule: messenger RNA, 2114 nt
Organism: Pangasianodon hypophthalmus (striped catfish)
Lineage: Eukaryota; Metazoa; Chordata; Actinopteri; Siluriformes; Pangasiidae
Gene: dohh
Product: deoxyhypusine hydroxylase/monooxygenase
Exons: 6
Coding region: 225-1145 (306 amino acids)
Biological process (GO): peptidyl-hypusine biosynthetic process
Molecular function (GO): deoxyhypusine monooxygenase activity
Source: RefSeq, a predicted model, not a curated record
CUUCCUUCCUGAAAUGACAGCAUGGAGAGUGGGAUGUUAGCAAAUGCUAGUGGAUAACUCAUCUUACUCUCAGUGAGUAUUUUAUUAAUAUGUUACAGAAUAUUAACAGCAGCUGAUGAAAAUCUUGUGUUUUUUUUAAGCUAGAUCUACAGAAGCAGUGUAUCUCUUCCAACUGUCCUCCAUCUUGACUGUGCACAACUUGUCAUUUCUCAAUCUCCAGUGUCAUGACGAGUGAUAAGGACAUAGUGGCGGUGGGACGCAUCCUCGUGGACAGCCAGCAGGAGCUUCCCGCUCGUUUUCGGGCUCUGUUCACGCUCCGGAACCUGGGCGGAGCCGAGGCGGUGAGAUGGAUCAGCGAGGCUUUCACAGACGACUCCGUGCUUCUCAAGCACGAGCUGGCCUACUGCCUGGGGCAGAUGCAGGACGAGCGAGCCAUUCCCGUCCUGGAGACGGUGCUGAGAGACACUCAGCAGGAGCCUAUGGUCCGGCACGAAGCAGGUGAAGCUUUGGGAGCCAUUGGGAACCCAAAAGUGUUGGAUUUACUGAAACAGUACUCAGAGGACCCGGUCGUUGAGGUGGCAGAGACGUGUCAGUUGGCCGUCAGGAGGCUGGAGUGGCUGAUGAGUGGUGGUGAUGCUGAGAAAUCGGAGGCUACAGACAGUAACCCGUACUGCUCAGUGGACCCGGCUCCUCCAGCGCAGAGGAAGAGUGUCUCUGAGCUCCGGACGCAGCUGCUGGACAAGAGCCUGCCGCUGUUCGAGCGCUACAGAGCCAUGUUCGCUCUCAGGAACCUCGGCAGUGAGGAGGCCGUGCUCGCUCUGGGAGACGGCCUGCAGUGCAGCAGCGCUUUAUUCCGUCAUGAGAUCGGCUACGUGUUGGGACAGAUGCAGCACGCGGCGAGCAUCCCUCACCUGCGCGCCGCUCUGGAGAACAAGACCGAGAACGCCAUGGUGAGACACGAGUGUGCCGAGGCGCUGGGAUCCAUCGGGCAGGACGCGUGUCUGUCCGUCCUGCAGCAGUACUGCGAGGACAGCGAGCGCGUGGUGAAGGAGAGCUGUGAGGUCGCGCUGGACAUGCUGGAGUACGAGAACAGCGCACAGUUCCAGUACGCAGACGGACUGCUCCGAGUAAACGCUGCUCAGUGACGCUGAACGAUUUAGGACUUCUUAUUUAGGACUUUUUAUUCUACGCUGUCAUUACCUAUGACCUACACCUCACCUCAUAGCGUUCUCAUAGACACAAUAUCAGCUUUUUCAGAGGAAAUAGCCACCAAAGAAAUGUUUUAAAUCUGUAAGAUCAGUUUCUGAAUCCAUGUCAUACAUUUUCUGGGUUAGACGUGACAUUGUUGUGGUUACAUUUGGGAAAAAAAAAAAAAAAAAGGAAAUGUUUUAGAAUGUAUAAAGGCAACACUGGGCAUGAAUAUUAAUCACCGCUAGGUUUGAGAUGCUCAAGAAUAAACAAAUGAACAGAAAUGACGAUAUUUUCCACCGAGGUUUUCCUCCAGAUCUUUAUGCAAAUCGUAUAACUGGCAGUUUCUCUUUUUUUUUUUAACCACACUACCAUUUUUUUCCCUAUUAAUGUAAAGCCUGAAGUAUGUAACUUUUACUUUGUUUAAAGAAAAAGUUAUAUUUGAGCCACAUCAGAGGCAUUCCUGGGUCGCUGUGCGCUCCAGAUAGUGAUUUGAAGUUGAGAAAUGUUGAGCAGAAGUUGAAAAAUGAGGCUCUGAUUCACCAGGCUGGACAGCUAAUCAGAGAACUCGCUCUCCUGCCAGCCUCUGACGCAGAUUUAAUGGUCAAACAGCCGUUGACAAGGGCAGAUUAGUGAAAAUCGAUGCUAUCACGAUGCAGGAUGCCCAGCGACGCUCAGUGGGUUGAUGGAAUUAUGGCUCACCUACAACCAUCCUCAUAUUCAACUUCCAAAAUCCUCCAUAACUUACAUACUGCAGCUUGAUAGAUAAUCUUGUCCUUGGAUACUUCCUGCAAGUUAUGAUCACACAGAUCAAAUUAUUUAUUAAUAAAGCUGGAGCAUGAUAUUCCUCAAUAUCAUAAUCUGGUUAUUUCUCUUGUUUUUGGUUGUGCUUCCUGUAAUAAUAAUAAAUUACAAACAGACUUCUA